Messenger RNA from Microthlaspi erraticum, 477 nucleotides. NCBI's taxonomy places the organism in Eukaryota, Viridiplantae, Streptophyta, Magnoliopsida, Brassicales, Brassicaceae. The record is from the annotation of a GenBank genome assembly.
AUGAAGACAAGAAGGAAGCUGGGAAGAAUAAGAAGGCAAGGACGAAGAGACAUAUGCGAGAGCCACGACCGCGACCAGUCGCUAGAGAUCCCUUUCGAUCUCGUGAUCGAGACUCUCACUAGACUGCCUGCGAAAUCCCUUAUGAGGUUCAAAUCUGUGACAAAGCUCUGGUCAUCCUUAAUUUGUUCCCAAUAUUUCACCAACCGUUUCCUAAAUGUUUCAUCAUCGCCACCGCGUCUUUACAUGAUGUUGGGCUUGGGCAACAACAAUGUAUUACUAUCAUCGUCGGCUUCUCCUAACUCGGACCGUACUACUAUGCAUUCCUUUGUAGUUGACCAAGAUUUGACCACCUCAGGGAUGGAAGACUUCUCCGUUUCUCACGUUUUUCGCGGUUUCAUAUGCUUUGUAAAUGGUGCAAGUGCGAAAAUAUACAACACUAGCACUAGGCAACUUGUAGCCUUACCUGACAUCGAAUAA